Messenger RNA from Echinostoma caproni, 1029 nucleotides. NCBI's taxonomy places the organism in Eukaryota, Metazoa, Platyhelminthes, Trematoda, Plagiorchiida, Echinostomatidae. The record is from the annotation of a GenBank genome assembly.
AUGUCUGCCCGCCCCACAGGUUGUCUGGCUCUAACCGCAUGCAUUCUUUACCCGGUGGGGUGGACCGAAAACGCCGAAGUCAAACAAGCCUGUGGCGAAGAUGCGAACAGUUUUCAUUUGGGUCGAUGCCACAUUGGUUGGGCUUAUGUUCUGACGUGUUCCGGUGGCUUGCUUAGUGUGUUCGCAGCCACAUUGCCCAUUAUUUUCCCGAAGCACAUCAAACAGUCAUCCACCAACGGAUUCCGCUCUUUCACGGACAGUGGUCAACGCGCAGACGAAUCUGACGAACAUGCGAGCAAGCUGACAUCGAAUGCCAAAUCUCGUCCGGCGGAUUGUUGCGGUCCUUGUCAUGCAUCAAGUCCGUCAGACUCCCUCUCUCAUAUUGGUUCGACUCCGGUGGGAAGCGUGGCCGCUUUUGUGCAACGCGGUGUCCCUUCUCCCGUUCACUCUGCAGCCAUGUCACAACGUAACAGUCGCAUUGGACUGCCUCUGAGUCCGCAACAACAACAACAGUUAGACAGUUUAUUGUAUUUGCCUGUGAGUUCCGCAUCAGCUUGUGUGGUUGAUGCAUCGAGCACUUGUGGUUCCUCAUCCUCACCAGCCCCUGGUUCGUGUUCUACCGAUGCACCCUGUUCCGGCAAAGCACUAAUUGCACAGGCAAUCUCGCAUAGCUCUCUGCACAAUCUAGCUCCAACCUCACGACAAAUGCUGCGGUCCGGUUAUACACAUCAUCCCCUGCUAACCUCCUACGCCCCACAGCGUUACAGUACAGGUGCUAUUCUUAGUCAUCUGUAUCCACUGACAACACAUCAACGUAUCACACCGUCUCUCAAUGCGGAUCCGCUCAUCUAUGUGGCUGAGGAGGAAGAGUGUGAUCAUGAUCAUGGGACCCUGAGCAGUCGCAUUCCCGAUGUGGCACACGUUAUCGAGAUGUCAGAUGUGGAUAUGGAUCACCAUUUUGUGUGGGAUAUAAAGCGUUAUACGGAAUGGAGUCACACAGAUAAUCGUCAGCUGAAACAUUUUGGCUGA